This is a messenger RNA of Somion occarium, 2280 nucleotides long. Lineage: Eukaryota; Fungi; Basidiomycota; Agaricomycetes; Polyporales; Cerrenaceae. The record is from the annotation of a GenBank genome assembly.
GCCUGAGCAUGCUCACUGUCUCAGUGUGUACCGUCAACCUCCAUCAGCCACAUAGUUUCCUCUACGUUUUGCAGAAGACAACAAACACCUGCCUUCACAUGUGCUGAAUUGUCUGUUCUUGACGCGACAUCACCGUGACAAAUACUACUAUUUCUCGCCGCGUAUUCUUGAUUUUUAUCGCACUCCAACACGAGCACCGCGUGGUUGCUUUAUAUCCUUCUAUCUCAUCCCGACCAAAUUACCGAUUUCCUCACUCUGCGCGCAGAUCCUAUGUCAGAGAACCAUUUUCCUCAGAGGGUCGGCAACUAUUGGCUUGGGGAAUGUCUGGGCUCUGGUUACUCGGCAUGACUUUCCCGUUCUAACGACGAGAAAUAGGCUCCAUCUUCAAAGCGCACCAUGUGCACAGUGGCCAAAUAGUCGCCCUGAAACUACAACAUGUGGACGUCGAAUGCCCCACAAAUCGCUACGAACGCGGUUUCUACCCCUCACUCCAGGGCGGCGUGGGCAUGCCGACUUUGUGGCAGUCAGGCGUCGAAGGCGAAUGGGAUUAUCUCGUCAUCGACCUCCUGGGUACCAGUUUAGAUUCACUCUUCCGAAAACGGGCGAAGGAUGUCAUGGACCUCCGCAGUGUGCUUUGUAUCGCUCAGCAAGUGAUAUCGAGACUGGAGUUCAUGCACAAUCGCGGAAUCCUCCAUCGAGACAUUCAGUUGGGUAACUGUGUAAUAGGGCUUCGGCCUUUCCAGCACAUCAUCUACAUGAUUGACUUUGGGUUUUCAAAACGCUAUAUUGACCCAGCGACGAACCGACAUAUACCCGAUAGUAAAGCCAAGCGUGACUUUAUUGGCAAUUACUGGUUCAGUUCCGUUGGUGUGCAUUGUCGAGGACGAGUACCCUCACGACGAGAUGACUUGGAGGCAGUCGCUUUGAUGCUCAUUCAUUUGCUCACACCUGGUGGUCUCUCCUGGACACGGAACGGUGUCCCGAAAACCGACGCAGCACACGACCGACUCAUUCGAGAAAAGCGUGAUGCGCGUCCAGAAGACCUUUGUCGUGGUCUCCCUCCAGAAUUUGAAGACUUCCUCAGGUAUUGCAGGAGAUUGAAGUUUGCUGAACGACCGGAUUAUCAACGUUGGAAAAAUGAGUUCAGGGAGCUGGCUGUGGAGAAGGAGUAUCCAGAUAACGAUGCGUUCAUUUGGCCACCACCUAACCCUGAGACUACGGUUCGGGUGCAAGCACAUCCCAAGCCACCGGCAACCAAAUCUGACGAGAUUGAACGACUGCUGCACGGCCUUGUCAACCUCCAUGUCGCUGAUCGUCCAGUUCUGGGUACCCGCAAUAUCAACGAAGUAGGUGCUCCACCCGUUCAGGCAGCAGUUAAGCCAAUCGAGAAGCCGAAACCCCUGCAUGAGGACACGGAAGGAGUCAUAGUGAUCAGCAGCGAUGGCGAGAAUGACAGUCAGAAAGCUCCAGCGGCGCAUCGACUACCUAAAGCAACGCACUUGACGCAAUUGGCACGCAGAGUCCCUGAUGCGACGGACAACGUGGCAUUGGCAAAAGUCGUGCGCGAAUUUGUAGAGUUUCUCAAGACAAGUCGGUCACGUACGCUCACGAAAGAAGGAUUCGCAGUCCUGGAUGCGGUGUACAAGCAAUUGGCAGAUCCAUCGGUAUACGUCGUCCCACUUCGGACUUCCCGUCGCAAUAACGCCAACGAAUCGAGAGAAAACGCGAACGCUCCUUUGGACGCUCGGAGGGCGAAGAUGAAUAAGUUGUUCGCGCUUAGAAGGGAGGUCGGUCAGGCGAAGGAUAACAAGACGCUCGCGAGGAUGGUAGCAGACUUUGGCACGGUCAUCGACCAGAGCAAUGGCAGGACCAUUACCAAGGAUGCGUUUGGUUUCCUAGAUGGUCUUGCUGCAAAACUCAGAGCUAUGAGCUAGUCCAGGUCGUUCCUGGACUCUGGAGUCCCUGAUAUCUGGCUACGAUCAACGCUUCCCCCUGUGACUUCUUCCAGUCGGACUGAUGAAGAAGUCUAUAUAUACAUGAGUAUCAUACAACACAACUAUUGGCCUUCCUUCUUGAUGUAUUUAUCAUUCAAUGUACUUGUUAUUGUUACGCUGUCGCGUACAGCAAUUCUACUCCAAGAGAAUUGGAGAGACAAGUCGGGGCAGUCGAAAUGCCGUCUGGAGUGUUCGAGUGCUAGUCUUGACAGUGCAUGGAAGCUCAAUUUUUUGGGGGUUCCCGAGGAAUCGUUCGACAAUGGCAUCAGUUGUCUCUCUCUGAAAG